Molecule: messenger RNA, 930 nt
Organism: Caenorhabditis briggsae
Lineage: Eukaryota; Metazoa; Nematoda; Chromadorea; Rhabditida; Rhabditidae
Exons: 4
Coding region: 1-930 (309 amino acids)
Biological process (GO): innate immune response
Molecular function (GO): protein binding
Source: RefSeq, a predicted model, not a curated record
AUGGAAAGUUUCUGGCAGUAUCUAUCUGAAAUAUUCCGAAUUUUGGUUAUUCAAAAAUUGGAUUUCAAAUCUAGAUGUUGUCUUCGAAAAUGCUCUAAAAGUGACCGAAAUUUUGUGGAUGCAAUUCCUGUAUUUUUGGAAUCUCUGACAGUGAAAUUAGGGUUCAAUAAUACUGCUCGGCUGAAAUUCAAAGAAGCGGAUGACUCGGAAAAUCCGAAAUUUCAUCCGAGCUCUCAAAUUAUUGAAGAUAUCAUUUUGAUUUUUAAAAAUCAAAAAUCGAAAGCGCAAACUUUGAAAAUUGAAGGAUUUUUUAGAAACCAUGAUCCUUUGACAAGAAUUUUUUUGGAAGAAUUGAUAGCUGAAAUUCAAGAGAAUGGCUUAAAAUUGAACACGACCCAUUUAAUUUUUUGGAUUGGAAGUUUCAAUAACGAUGAAAUUUUUGUGGAACUUGUCAAAAUGCUGAAUCCGAAAACUUUGGAAAAAAUUUCAGUUUGUCAUGGAACUUCGAGAAAAGGAAUGGAGAUUUUAGUGGAAACUGAGCAAUGGAGAAGUUUGAAAAAAUUUUCAUUCGGAGAAAUAGAAAAUGUAGAUGUGAAUUGGCUUCUGAAUUUGGAGAGGAUUCGAUUUUCUGUGGGGAAAUUUUUAGUUGAAGAUAUUUGGAUUCUGGUUCAGAACUUCCUCAACAAAAAUUAUCCUAUUCAAUCCUAUGUUGAUAUAUAUUUGACAGAAAACGCAGAUGUGAAUAACAUGUUAAUGUUUCUGGAAGAGCAAAACGUCAUUGUGAAAAAUGAGCCAAUUUCCGAAAGAGACGCCAACACCUACAUUCAUACUCAACGAUUUACAUUUCCUAAUGAGGAUAAGAUAUUGCUUUUGAAAAUGAAUCACUGGAAAAUUUAUGGGUUCGUUGGAAGAUCGAGCAGAUAUAACUAA